Molecule: messenger RNA, 1109 nt
Organism: Setaria italica (foxtail millet)
Lineage: Eukaryota; Viridiplantae; Streptophyta; Magnoliopsida; Poales; Poaceae
Product: mugineic-acid 3-dioxygenase
Exons: 1
Coding region: 1-1023 (340 amino acids)
Source: RefSeq, a predicted model, not a curated record
AUGGAGAACAUGCUCCACCUGACCCCGUCCCACGCGUCGUCGAUCCCGGACUCCUUCGUCCUGCCGGCCGACCACCUCCGGCCGGCGACGACCGCCGACGUUUCUGUCUCCCUGCCAGUCAUCGACAUGUCCCGCGGCCGCGACGAGGUCCGCCGUGCCAUCCUCGACGCCGCCAAGGAGCACGGCUUCUUCCAGGUGGUGAACCACGGCGUCCCCGAGCAGGUGCUGCGCGACAUGGAGGCGGUGUGCCACGACUUUUUCAAGAUGCCCGCGGAGGAAAAGGCGGAGUUCUACUCGGAGGACAAAUCCAAGCCUAACAGGCUCUUCUCCGGCUCCGUCUACGAGACCCUCGGCGAGAGGUACUGGCGCGACUGCCUCUGCCUCGUCUACCCCUUGCCCGCCGGCGACACCUCGGACUGGCCCCACAAGCCACAGAGGCUCAGAGAGUUCGUUGAGAAUUACACCGUGCUGACAAGAGGCCUGGCCAUGGAGACCCUUCGCCUGCUGUGCGAGGGCAUGGGCCUCCGGCCAGACUACUUCGUCGGCGACAUCAGCGGCGGCGUGGCCGUCGACAUCAACCACUACCCGCCGUGCCCGGAGCCGGGCAGGACGCUGGGCCUGCCGCCACACUGCGACCGGGAGCUCAUCACGGUCCUCCUCCCCGGCGCCGUCCCAGGCCUCGAGGUCGCCUACAAGGGCGACUGGAUCAAGGUCCAGCCAGUCCCCAACUCCUUCGUCGUCAACUUCGGCCUGCAGCUCGAGGUCGUGACCAACGGGACGCUCAAGAGCGUGGAGCACCGCGUGGUCACCAACUCGGCGGCGCCGCGGAUGUCGGUGGCCACGUUCGUCGCGCCGGCGGACGACUGCGUCGUCGGCCCCGCCGAGGAGUUCGUCGGCGAGGGCAACCCGCCGCGCUACCGCACCGUCAGGUUCAGGGACUUCAAGCGCAUGUAUAACGUUGUGAAUCUGGGGUCCUCGCUCAACCAGAUUACUAGCGUCAAGAACAACCGGAAGGAGAUGUGAAGCAGAAGAGCCAGGACAAGCCCACAGGUUUUGCUUUCCAAGUCUCUGAAGUGGCCACAGCAGACAGCCGACAGGUGUCAGUUACA